CUGCUGGUUGGGGCCUCCUGGAUCCUGGCCCGCAUUCUGAUCUGGAUCUACGCCUACUAUGACAACUGCUGCCGCCUUCGAUGUUUCCCGCAGCCCACCAAACGAAACUGGUUUUGGGGUCACCUGGGCCUGGUGAGUUGGGUGGCAGGAUGCAUCUGAGAUAGGAUGGGCCCAGACAGUGACCCAAACCUACCUGGUUGCCCCUCAGGCCAUGACACCACAGCCAGUGGCCUCUCCUGGGUCCUGUACAACCUUGCCAAGCACCCAAAAUACCAGGAGCGCUGCCGACAGGAGGUGCAAGAGCUCCUAAAGGACCGGGGGACAGAGGAGAUUGAAUGGAUGUCACUGCUGAGCCUGUCAUGGUUGGGACUCUGGCCCGGGACAGCCUCCCCCUGGCUGCUCCUGCUGCUGGUCGGGGCCUCCUGGAUCUUGGCCCGCAUCCUGGCCUGGACCUACACCUUCUAUAACAUGUGCAACCGCCUUCGGUGUUUCCCACAGCCCCCAAUGAGGAACUGGUUCUUGGGACACCUGGGAACGAUCACCCCCACGGAGCAGGGUUUGAAGGAUGUGACUAAGCUGGUGGCCACCUACCCCCAGGGCUUUAAGAACUGGCUCGGUCCCAUCAUCCCCUUCAUCUCUCUGUGCCACCCUGACACCAUCAAGCCUGUUGUCAGCGCCUCAGCUGCCAUCACACCCAAGGGCAUGAUCUUCUACAGCUUCCUGAAGCCCUGGCUAGGGGAGGGUCUUCUACUGAGUACUGGUGACAAGUGGAACCACCACCGCCGCAUGCUGACACCAGCAUUCCACUUCAACAUCCUGAAGUCUUACGUGAAGAUCUUCAACAAGAGUGUCAACGUCAUGCAUGCCAAGUGGCAGCGACUGGCCUCUGAUGGCAACACCCGUCUGGACAUGUUUGAGCACAUCAGCCUCAUGACCCUGGAGAGUCUGCUGAAAUGUGUCUUCAGCUUGGACAGCAAUUGCCAGGAGUAUGUAAAGUUGCUGCCUAUAUUCUUGCCCUCAUCCUGCAGGAAGCCCAAUGAGUAUAUUGCUGCUGUCUUAGAACUCAGUGCCCUCAUAGUGAAACGGCAGGAGCAACUCCUUCUUCACUUAGACUUUCUCUAUCACCUCACUGCCGAUGGGAGACGCUUCCGCAAGGUCUGCCGCUUGGUACAUGACUUCACAGAUGCUGCUAUCCAGGAUCGGCGCCGCAAUCUCUCAGAACAGGGUGUGGAUGACUUUCUCAAGGCCAAGACUAAGUCCAAGACGUUGGACUUCAUUGAUGUGCUCCUGCUGAGCAAGGAUGAAGAAGGAAAAGCAUUGUCAGAUGAGGAUAUCCGAGCGGAGGCAGACACCUUUAUGUUUGCAGGCCAUGACACCACAGCCAGUGGCCUCUCCUGGAUCCUGUACAACCUCGCCAAGCACCCAGAAUACCAGGAGCGCUGCCGAAAGGAGGUGCAAGAGCUCCUGAAGGACCGCGGGACAGAGGAGAUUGAAUGGGACGAUCUGUCCCAGCUGCCCUUCCUGACCAUGUGCAUCAAGGAGAGUCUGCGAUUACAUCCUCCAGUCAUUGGCGUCUCCCGCUGCUGUACCCAGGACAUAGAGCUUCCUGAUGGCUGGGUCAUCCCCAAAGGCAUCAACUGCCUCAUCAGCAUCUUCGGGAUCCAUCACAACCCGUCAGUGUGGCCAAACCCUGAGGUCUAUGACCCCUUCCGUUUCGACUUAGAAAACAGCCAGAAGAGGUCACCUCUGGCUUUUAUUCCUUUCUCUGCGGGGCCCAGGAACUGCAUCGGGCAGACAUUCGCCAUGACGGAGAUGAAGGUGGCCGUAGCGCUCACGCUGCUACGCUUCCGCAUCCUGCCUGACCACACGGAGCCACAGAGGAAGCCUGAAUUGAUCCUGCGUGCUGAAGGCGGACUGUGGCUGCAGCUGGAGCCGCUGAGUGCCAAUCCACAGUGA
Messenger RNA from Chrysochloris asiatica (Cape golden mole), 1956 nucleotides. RefSeq names its product leukotriene-B(4) omega-hydroxylase 1-like. Bases 166 to 1956 code for a protein of 596 amino acids. Gene Ontology annotation, molecular function: oxidoreductase activity, acting on paired donors, with incorporation or reduction of molecular oxygen; iron ion binding; heme binding. The record is from RefSeq and is a predicted model, not a curated record. The transcript is spliced from 15 exons. NCBI's taxonomy places the organism in Eukaryota, Metazoa, Chordata, Mammalia, Afrosoricida, Chrysochloridae.